Molecule: messenger RNA, 609 nt
Organism: Folsomia candida
Lineage: Eukaryota; Metazoa; Arthropoda; Collembola; Entomobryomorpha; Isotomidae
Exons: 3
Coding region: 134-475 (113 amino acids)
Source: RefSeq, a predicted model, not a curated record
UAGGAGACUACAUACUGUUCGCCUUAAAUCUCGAAUUCGUAAAUAAUCCUUAGAGAAUUCACUGUGAUUUCUCUCUUUCACGCUGUUAUUAUAUUUUUAAGUAAUUUUAGCUGCCACAUUCAAAUCUUUCCUCAUGGGAAGGAGACGACUUUUUCAGUUGAGUGCUCGCCAAAAAAGAAGACUUGUAAAAAGACGAAGUGAAAUUUUUGAGGAAAAUUUAAAUAGUGACCUAGUCCAGGCCGAAGGGGAAAACAUUUAUUUAGAACAAGUGUUCGAAGAACAUCUGGAAGAAAUUGAAGUCGGAAGUAACACGAGUGAAGGAAGUUCAACUGAAACAAUUAGCUCAGAAAGCGAAGAUGCGGUAGCAGCUCACCCUAGGACUCCAAAUUUUCCAGACGAGGGCACAGUUGACGAAGAAAUACAAAAAUCUCUUAAGAACGUCGCAGAUAGAGUUGGGAAGCGUAUGAGGAAGUGACUUAACAUCGCGGCCAAUUUCACUACCAGGGUCAUCUGAUUAUUCAACUUAUGUUUAUUUUAAUGUAAACAGUUAUGUAUAUUACAUGAUAUUUAGAAUAAAUAAAAUAAACUAUAAGCUGGAUUAACUCGAAA